Molecule: messenger RNA, 2425 nt
Organism: Oryctolagus cuniculus (rabbit)
Lineage: Eukaryota; Metazoa; Chordata; Mammalia; Lagomorpha; Leporidae
Source: RefSeq, a predicted model, not a curated record
GCACGGCACUGAGGGCGGUGAUGGAGUUUCAUCUCCAGGCGGAGCACCAGGGGCUGCCCGCUGCGCCCAGCGCUGGCGGGAGAGCCCCAUGAAACCGCUGUUAGACCUGGGAGGCUCGCGCCGCACCUGCCGCGGGCUGGCUGCAUCCGCCGCAGCUCUGGGCACCUCCACGCACUUCCCCUCCACGUUCCUGGCUAAACGGAUGUCCCUAGUCUGGGCCACCAGUACAGGGGGACGGGGAGGCGGGCAACAGUGUCACCUGCAGAGCAGCCGAUGUCCGGCUAACAAACACCUGCCACUGGGCUCCCACCUGCGCCUCUGAGUGCCAGUCGUUCUCUCUUCAGUAGGCCGUGGCACGCCGUGGCCCCGCUGCUGGGGGCCUGGACAGGCGCCCCUGUUUCUGCAGGAACCCCACGAGCUGAAAGGCUGCAGCACGAGGCCGCACCGCGGGCCGGGCCGGGUCGGGGGGCCGUUCCCAGGUGGUGCUGUUGGGCCCACUCGGCACGUGGUGCGGGGCUGGAGCAGUCCCUGCACCCCACCUAGUGUCUCCGGGGCUACCCACCCCGACUUGUUGUCUUGCGUCGUCACCGGGCCACUGCAGUUCUGGCGCGCCCAUCCUCCAAGGCCUCGGCCAAACAGGCGGCAGAAGCAUGGGGCCUUGAGCGCAACCAGCCCCGGGCCUAAGGAGACCUCCCAGAGGCCUGGUUCCCUCUAGAGAGGCCAAAAGAACGGAAGACACACAGCUACAGCGCCCCCGCCCAACGCCAUUUUGGAGACUCAAACACCCUCUCUCAACUUGGAACAAUACGCGUGUAAAGUUGGCAAAGAGGAGACAAGAUGGCGCCUAGCGGGAGGAGCGGAGAAAGGCAGGGGACUAAAUGUUGCUUCCGAAGUGCGAGCGCAAACAAAAGCGCGAAAGAUCUGACUGCGCAAGCGUGCACUUCUGACACGCUUUAAAAUCCAAACAGCCGGGCGCCUCCAAAGCGCGGUCUCCGGCCGUGACCUAUUUCACGCUCCUGAAGCGAGGGUGGCGUAAGAAACGGCGAGGAACGAGGGGCGGUGCAACUUAGUCGUCGCGAGAAAAGAAAGGAAGGCAGAGUGCUCGGAGCGCGCAUGCGCACCGUCAGUCAAUGACGGCUUGAGAGAGACUGGCGGAAGCUCGCUUUCCAACAUGGCGUCGGAGGCAGAAGGACUGCUCAAACGGCUACUGGUGCCGAUUCUUUUACCUGAGAAAUGCUACGACCGACUUUUCCUUCAGUGGGACUUGCUUCAUGUGCCCUGCCUCAAGAUUCUCCUCAGCAAGGGGCUGGGGCUGGGCAUCGUGGCCGGCUCACUUCUAGUGAAGCUCCCCCAGGUGUUGAAACUCCUGGGGGCCAAGAGUGCCGAAGGCCUGAGCCUCCAGUCCGUGGUGCUGGACCUCGUGGCACUGACGGGCACCGUGGUCUACAGCAUCACCAACAGCUUCCCAUUCAGCUCUUGGGGUGAAGCCCUGUUUCUGAUGCUCCAGACGCUCACCAUCUGCUUCCUGGUCAUGCACUACAGAGGACACACUGCGAAAGGCACGGCUUUCCUCGCCUGCUACGCCCUCAUCCUGCUGGUGCUGCUCUCGCCGCUGACGCCCACGGCUGUGGUCACCCUGCUGCAGGCCUCCAACGUGCCCGCUGUGGUGGUGGGGAAGCUACUCCAGGCAGCCACCAACUACCACAAUGGGCACACAGGCCAGCUCUCGGCGGUCACCGUCUUCCUGCUCUUCGGGGGCUCCCUGACCCGGAUCUUCACUUCCAUUCAGGUGCCUUUUACAACCAGGAAACUGGAGACUACCUCAUGGCUGGCGUCUUUGUGGUCUCCUCUCUCUGCAAUGGCCUCAUCGCUGCGCAGGUCCUCUUCUACUGGAAUGCACAGGCUCCCCAAGAGCAGAAGAAGGAGCGGUAGGGCCGAAACAGCCGCCGAGUGCUUGCGUGUUUCCAUUCAUCCACCCGGCCUCUGGGUGCUCCCGCCCAAGCCAGGCUGCUGGUGGGAGUUGCAGUUCUAAUCUCUCCAUUCCUUGGGCCAGGGUUUCGGUGGACGUGGAAAUUGGGGGACCCAGAUCCUUAGUAAGGAUGGGGUCAUCUUCCAAGCUGAUCUUUGGACAUUAAAAUCAGUGACUUCCAGUUCUCCCUCCUCUGGGCCAGUGUCCUGCCCUGCCCUCCGCACUUCCCUGCUGGCUCCAGAGGACGAGCUGAGGGGAGGGACUUGGGGCUGCCUCUGCCCUGGACCCCAGUGCUGCGUGUGGGGGAAGGGGACAGAAUGACUCAGGCAGGGUGGGGUGCAGUGGCUCCUGCUCCGGCAGGUCCAGAGGAAGGGAGUGGAGCUGGUGCAGGCUCCUGCUGGAGUGAGGAGGGCGCAGAUGGGGCAAUAAAGACAGACGUGGCUCGGUUGUACAAAA